AUGUUCGCCUAUAAUCCUUCUCUUAUCUAUCUAUCUAUCUAUCUAUCUAUCUAUCUAUCUAUCUAUCUAUUCUUAUUGUUUCAGUUGGUACCUCACUAUCUAUCUAUCUAUCUAUCUAUCUAUCUAUCUAUCUAUCUAAGCUUAUUCAAAUGUAUCUAUCUAUCUAUUAUUAUUAUUUACAUGUACGUCACUAUCUAUCUAUCUAUCUAUCUAUCUAUCUAUCUAUCUAUCUAUCUAUCUAUCUAUCUAUGUGAAGAUGAAGAGAGAGAGAGAGAGAGAGAGAGAGAGACUUUUGAUGUUGUUGGAUCUAUCUAUCUAUCUAUCUAUCUAUCUAUCUAUCUAUCUAUCUAUCUAUCAUUAUUAUCUCUAUCUAUAAAAGACAGGAUGUAUAUUUUCCUUAUCACUGCGAUCAUUCUGUUCAUAUCUAUCUAUCUAUCUAUCUAUCUAUCUAUCUAUCUAUCUAUGUCCGUACGUAUUCGGAUACAGGAUGGUUGA
Messenger RNA from Acanthosepion pharaonis, 495 nucleotides. The record is from the annotation of a GenBank genome assembly. Lineage: Eukaryota; Metazoa; Mollusca; Cephalopoda; Sepiida; Sepiidae.